AUGUAUAAGCUGAAUUACGACGCAGCUGUGUUUGCAGAUUCUGCCAACUCUGGGUUUGGUGCUGUGAUCAGAAACUCAAGUGGUGAAGUCAUGGCAGCAAUGAUAGUCAAGGGUCUGGCAAUCCACGACAGUGAUGAGGCGGAAUUGCUCGCAUGUCGAAAGGCGAUGGAAUUUGCAAUUGAUGCUGGCUUCACGAUGCUCAUAAUAGAAGGGGAUAGUGUCAACGCUAUGAGGGGUAUUGUAUCAGGAAGGGAAAACCAGUCAGCUCUUGGGCAUGUCAUUGGGGACAUUAGGCAUUUGAUGGGAGCUGUGGAGUGGAGUUCUGUGAGUUGCAUUAAGAGGAAUGGUAAUAGGGUGGCCCAUGCACUUGCUAUAUAUGCACAUCACGUUAGUACUAAUUUAUUUUGGAUGGAAGAGGUUCCAUUAGUUGCUUUGGAUUUUGUAAACUUUGAUGCUUUCUUGAUUGAAAUGAAAGUCUGA
Quercus lobata is the source of this 480-nucleotide messenger RNA. RefSeq lists its product as uncharacterized. Bases 1 to 480 code for a protein of 159 amino acids. Gene Ontology annotation, molecular function: nucleic acid binding; RNA-DNA hybrid ribonuclease activity. NCBI's taxonomy places the organism in Eukaryota, Viridiplantae, Streptophyta, Magnoliopsida, Fagales, Fagaceae. The transcript has a single exon. The record is from RefSeq and is a predicted model, not a curated record.